AUGCCUUAUUCAAGUCUCUUCCGUUCAGAAGAGAUGUCGCUCAUUCAACUCUACAUUCCAUCAGAAACUGUCCAACCAACAAUGGCGGAAUUAGGAGAACUUGGCCUAAUACAAUUUCGAGAUUUGAAUCCUGAUGUAAACGCUUUUCAAAGAGCUUUUGUAAGUGAAGUUAGACGUUUUGAUGAAAUAGAAAGACGACUUCGAUAUUUUAGUGUACAAAUUGCAAAAACGGAUAUUCCUAUUUAUCCUUUGACUGGAGCACGCGCAAGGAGUGUUCAAGAACUUAACGAGCUUGAAGAGACAAUUAACCAACAUGAGCAACGUAUCAUACAAAUGAAUAACUCAUAUGAAACUUUACAAAAAAGGUACCUAGAAUUGACUGAGGCUAGACAUGUAUUACAAGAAACGGCUAUAUUUUUUGAAGAAGUGAAAAAUCGUCAAGACAUACGACAAUCCUUAGAUGAGCCUACAGCACCAUUGUUAGACCAUACUGAUGUUGAACAGGGAGAAUCUUUGGUUUUUCGUCACGCCAACUUUAGGUUUGUAACGGGUGUUAUAUUAAGAACAAAAAUGCAAAUAUUUGAACGAAUCCUUUGGCGUGCAUUACGUGGCAACUUUUAUAUCAAUCAUGCAGAAAUUGAUGAACUAAUUACUGAUCCAGAAACAGACGAAGUUUUAGAAAAAAACGUUUUUAUAAUUUUCUCCCAUGGACAAGAAAUAUUAAAUAAAAUUAAAAAAAUUUCUGAAUCACUGGGAGCUACACUUUAUCCUGUAGAUGAUAAUCCUGAUCAAAGACAUCAAACCCUAAUGGAAAUUACUACAAGCAUUAAUGACCUGAAUUCUGUUCUACAAAGUACAAAUCAGGCUCGUAGAACUGAAUUAUUAAAAGUUGCAGAGAAUUUAUCAAUUUGGUUUACCAUUAUUAAGAAAGAAAAGGCAAUUUAUCAUGCAAUGAAUUUGUUUAAUUAUGAUAGUACUAGAAAAUGUUUGAUUGCUGAAGGAUGGUGCCCAACUAAUGAUAUUGGCCAAAUUCAUAAUGCCUUGAGAGAACAAUCACGUUCUAUGGUACCUUCAAUCCUCAAUGAACUUCGUACAACUAAAGAACCACCCACCUUCCAUCGUGUUAAUAAGUUUACUGGAGGAUUUCAAGAAAUUGUCGAUGCCUAUGGUAUUGCAAAAUAUCGUGAAGUCAACCCUGGAUUAUUUACCAUAAUCACCUUUCCAUUUUUAUUUGCUGUAAUGUUUGGUGAUUUGGGACAUGGAGUAUUUGUUACACUGGCAGCUUUAUAUUUGAUUGUAUUUGAAAAACGACUGGAAAGAAAUGGAAAAGGAGAGAUUUUUGAAAUGUUUUUUGGGGGUCGUUAUAUCAUUCUUUUAAUGGGCUUGUUUUCAAUGUAUACUGGAUUAAUGUACAAUGAUAUAUUUUCAUUAUCAUUAAAAUUGGCAAAACCUGGAUUUGAAUGGAUCAAAAAUGACACUGAUGGAACCUACAAAGUGAUCCAAACUGGCGUUUAUCCAUUUGGAAUUGAUCCAAGUUGGCAUGGUGCAGAGAAUUAUUUGUUAUUUACUAAUUCAUAUAAAAUGAAAAUGUCAAUAAUUUUAGGUGUAAUUCAUAUGAGUUUUGGUAUAAUUCUUACCAUAUACAACUAUACAUAUUUUAAAAAAACCUUGAGUAUUUGGACAGAAUUUUUGCCACAAAUGUUAUUUAUGCAAUCAAUUUUUGGAUACCUUAUGCUUACUAUUAUAUACAAAUGGACAAUUAACUGGUGGGAAACUGACGAAUCAGGUCAAACCAUUAGAAAUAGCCCACCUGGUUUAUUGAAUACGCUGAUAUAUAUGUUUUUACAACCUGGUAAAGUCGCAGCUAAAGAUCAAUUAUAUCCUGGUCAAGAUAAAGUUCAAUUUAUCCUAUUAAUAAUAGCAUUAAUUUGCGUGCCUUGGAUGUUAUUAACAAAACCUCUUAUAAUGAGACAUGAUCAUAAAAAAAUUAGAGCACAAGGUUAUCAUAAUCCACAAACGGAUGCAACACGUAUAUCAACUGAUGAAAAUAAUGAGCAUGGUGGUGCUGUGGUAACAGAGGAGAUUCAUGAAGAGGAAGAAUUUGAUUUUGGUGAAAUCAUGAUUCAUCAAGUUAUACAUACUAUAGAGUUUUGCCUUGGUUGCAUUUCUAAUACUGCAAGCUAUCUACGAUUAUGGGCUUUAAGUUUAGCACAUGCUCAAUUGUCAUCUGUAUUAUGGGACAUGACAUUAAAAACUGCUUUAAAUUACCAAGGUGUCUUGGGAGUAAUUUUAAUUGCUGUUGCAUCAAUUUUUUGGUUUAUUUUAACGAUUGGUAUAUUAAUACUUAUGGAAGGAUUAUCUGCAUUUUUACAUGCUUUACGUUUACAUUGGGUUGAAUUUAAUAACAAGUUUUAUGAAGGUACUGAUCACAGAAUUAAAUAUCUACUAGAAGCUCUAAAAAAAGAACCCAAUGGGUUACAAAAACAUGAAGAAAGUGAAUUGUUUUUAUUAUUAUCACAAGUACGAGGAAUUGGAUCCAAGUGGUCAAAUCCUGAUAAGAUCGGUCAAGCAGAACUCUAUGAAGCCAUUAAUAGCGUCUUUAAUUCACUUAAAAAUUAUACAGAACACAGUGGACCUUUCCUUAAGAAAGUGAAUGCAAAAGAAGUCCCUGACUAUUAUCAAAUCAUCACCAAUCCUAUGGAUCUCAGUAUAAUAUCGAAAAGAAUAAAAAAUACACAUUAUAAUUCAAAGAAGGAAUUCUCUGAUGAUCUCUAUCUCAUCUAUUCAAAUUGUCUUUUGUACAAUACAAAUCCUGAUAAUGAGUAUCGAAAACAUGCGAUAGCAAUGAGAGAAAAAACAGAUGCAUUACUACAAUCAGUUCCAGACAUUACAAUCUUAAGUCAAGGUGCUCAGGCUAUUGAACUUUAUGAUGAUAACUCUGAUUCAGACUCAGGCUGUGAAGUAGAUGAAUGGGAUAUAAGGUUAAGACAAGAGUUCAAAGUACCUUUUCUAUCUCCAUUACCUUUAUUAUGGGAUCCUGAAAUCAAUAAUCCAAAUAGGAACAAGCUUUCAGAUCCAGAUUAUGAUCCAACUGAAAAUGCACCAACAAUUGAUGAAUAUCCUGAAGCACAAAUUCCAAAAACUGGAACUGCACCUAUAAUCGAUCAGAAUAUUGAAUUAUUGAAACAAUGUCACCCAAAGGAUUUACCACCAUUAGAAAUGAAUUAUGAAACGAGUUCGGCUGUGAUGAAGUGCUGUGUAGCAAAGUUAUUACAACAUUCUGGUUUUGAAUCAUCAAUGAACACACCACUUCACAUUUUAACAGAAAUUGCUGGUGAUUAUUUAAUGAACAUUGGUAGAACAUUUAGGAAAUAUCUUGAUGACUAUGAUAAAAAAAUGAAACCAGAAGAGAUAGUUGAGCAUGUUCUUUAUGAAAAUGGAAUAGGGUCAUUAAAUGAUAUUGAGUCUUACCUUCGAGAUGAUAUAUGUAGAUAUGGUACAAAGCUAAAGGAUUUAAGAAGAAGAUUGGAUACUGCUUUUAAUGAACAAAUUAUAAAUCCAGAUGGUAGUGGUGGCGGUGCCAACAAUUCAGAAAAGAUCAUCGAUGAAACACUAUUGGAAAAUGAAGAUGUAUUUGUAACUGGUAAUAUUGUUGAAGAGGUGGAUGAAGAUUUCUUUAGAUUUAAGGAACUCGGAUUGGGACCAUUAUCGGUUCCAAUGAAAUUAUUUCAUGGAACUAAUAAAACCAAAUACCCAGUUAAGAAAGUUGAUAAUUCACUAGAAAACAAAUAUUCACCACCGCCACCAUGGAAACCGAUUACAGAUUCAAGUAGUCGAAUUGGGUUAUUACAAGAAUUCUUCCAACUCAAAACUGAACAACACAAUGGACAAUUAAUUGAGGAUGAACAGUUGCCACCAAAACAAAAAUUCCAAAGGCCCAAAGUUCCGCCAACUGGUAAGAUACCACCUCAACCACGUCGACAACCACAAAAAUCAGUUGCUGAAUUGGCUGCAGCAUUAGCAGAGAAAAAAAGAAAAAGAGAGAAAGAGUUGGAGUUGUUAGAACAAAAAGAACGACAGAAAAAACUAAAACUUCAAGAGAAAGCAAAGAAGCAAGCAGAAAAGGAGGAACAAAAGAAACAAAAACAAUUGGAAAGGGAACAGGCCAAAAAGGCAGAGAAAAAAGCUAAAAUUGAUGAAAUAACAGUGGCAUCAUCAUCGUCAGCCAUCACUACCAAUAAUACUUUCUUAAAUAAUAAUAGCACUUCUCCAGGUGACGACAAUGAAAGUGAUUUGGAAAUAAUACCACUUUUUCAAAGGAAAAGAGAAAGAAGAAGAAUGUAA
Messenger RNA from Entrophospora sp. SA101, 4344 nucleotides. The record is from the annotation of a GenBank genome assembly. Lineage: Eukaryota; Fungi; Glomeromycota; Glomeromycetes; Entrophosporales; Entrophosporaceae.